UAUAGCCUAUUUAAAUAUCAAGUUUUUUUAUUUAAACUUAUUAAUAGACCUACUACCUUCCAACAGUUUAUUAAUGAAAUCUUAAUAAAGUACUUAGAUAAGUUUGUAACGGUUUAUAUUAAUAAUAUAUUAAUUUAUAGUAAUAAUAUAGUUAAGUAUAAACUACAUAUAUAUUUAAUACUUAAAAAGUUAUAA
This is a messenger RNA of Aspergillus ibericus CBS 121593, 195 nucleotides long. RefSeq lists its product as uncharacterized. The record is from RefSeq and is a predicted model, not a curated record. Lineage: Eukaryota; Fungi; Ascomycota; Eurotiomycetes; Eurotiales; Aspergillaceae. The transcript has a single exon. The annotation marks the transcript as partial.